AUGCCAGUGGAAGAAAUGUUGGUCGACUUGGCCGCAUGUUUUGAGUAUCUGAGCCUACUUGAUGGCUACUCCGGCUACAAUCAGAUUCUCAUUGCCGAAGAAGAUGUCCCUAAGACAGCGUUUCGAUGCCCUGGUGCACUGGGGUCAUACGAGUGGGUCGUCAUGCCGUUUGGUUUAAAAAACACAGGAGCAACUUACCAAAGGGCCAUGAAUGCCAUCUUCCGUGACUUCAUUAAGAAGUUCAUACAGCCUAUUCUACAUAGUAGAAUUGGGAAAUGGGCAUUGGCGUUGACAAAGUUUUCUCUAACUUUCAAGCCUUUAAAAGCCAUGAAAGGCCAGAUCGUGGCAGAUUUUAUAGUGGAUUAUGUCAUGGUCUAA
Molecule: messenger RNA, 378 nt
Organism: Lathyrus oleraceus (garden pea)
Lineage: Eukaryota; Viridiplantae; Streptophyta; Magnoliopsida; Fabales; Fabaceae
Exons: 2
Coding region: 1-378 (125 amino acids)
Source: RefSeq, a predicted model, not a curated record